AUGUCUGCCGGUAAAAAGAUCAAGAUCUCUUCUUUCCUAGACAUCCAAGCCGAAUCUCUCCACGAAAAGAUUACUGACCACAGCGCCGGCAAAACACAAGAAGUCACUAAGCAGGAACCUCACCAGACGACUAAAUCUGUAACUGUGACAUCCAAUCCAGUCAAAUACGAGACGAAAGGCGCUUCCGACGAGCCCAAAGUCACUGAGGGCAAGGAGAAGACGAUACAGCAGACUGUAGCAACAGUAGGCUACGACACCAGCCAACUUUGA
This is a messenger RNA of Recurvomyces mirabilis, 270 nucleotides long. RefSeq lists its product as uncharacterized. Lineage: Eukaryota; Fungi; Ascomycota; Dothideomycetes; Mycosphaerellales; Teratosphaeriaceae. Bases 1 to 270 code for a protein of 89 amino acids. The record is from RefSeq and is a predicted model, not a curated record. The transcript has a single exon.